UCUAAGCACAGGUGUGGAAACUCUACAUUACAAAUUACAUUUGUGUCUUUAGAUUACUUUUUCUUGAAACAACAAUCUUUUAUACAGGCAAAAGAUUUUGUUAUUGGAUUCCAUGUUAUUUUUCUUUUAAGUUUGUAAGGCAGAUACAUUUAUUGGAUGAGAAUGAAUGAAAAUGAACUAAAGUUUUGAUGCUCACACACUCAACAACCAGCUCUUUUUUGAGGCUAGGUACUGGCUUCUAUUACCAGAUAAUUCUUCACGGCUAAGCUUACUGACACCCAUGUUUGUUAAAUUCAUUCUUUCAAAAGCAUUUUUUUUUAUUCAGAUUUUUUUUUCAAACAUGUAAAACAAAACAUGUAGAACACUAUAAAAUAAAAAAUACAUGUUUGAAAAGGGGAUAGGAAGAAGCCAACGCUUAUUUAAGCUUAUCCCUCCAGCUACUUUUCACAUGUUAGUCCAUAAUAUUCAACAUAAUAAUAUUUUCUCUUUUUCGACAAUAUACAUUUACAAUAAAUAAUUGGAAAUAUUUUUUAUCUAUCUUGUAUUUUAAGAACUGUUUCUCUUUAAGUUCGAAACUAAAUUGUUUGAUGUUCAGACAUUGUAUUUAUUCUCAAGACUUUUAGAGGAUAAGAGGUUAUAAAAGGCUGAAAAAGGUCUUAACAUUACAGAGGAGUAACAACAAACUCCUUUUUGUACAUUUACUGUACAAAGCCAAACGUACUUCAUUUUCUUCAAAAUGUUUUUUUUUUAAUUUAUUGUUAACGUUACAGUCGAAAAAAAAAGGAGUCUGUGGCUUUUUGCAAAGAGCACUUCCUCCAACCAAGAUAAGACAGAAAAACACAGAAGCGCACAGACAGAAUCCGGCUCUUCUCGGUACACGAGGCUGAGCAGAUUUUUAAACACCAGAACUUCGAUUGUUGAACUUCAGGCUAUGGAGGACCUUUGCAAUAACACAGAAACUAAAGUGUGGAACUUUGAGUGUUAUCCAUUUGUCGCUCGCCUGGUUUUCUGGGUUCUCUGUGCAAUGCUGUUCCUCUCUGCAAUUCUGAAUUUCAUUUGCUGCAUUAUGAAAUUCAAGUCAGGAAAAGUGAUGUGUGUAAAAGUUAGAAAAAGUUUUCAUUUGAAUGGAUCAAGAUCAAGUCAGGCUUCAUGCCAAAUGGAGGAUAAUCCCAUUUAUGGAAACUUAAACUACAUGCAAACAAGUGUAGGUGUGUACACAGAAAGUGAGGCUUGCUGCUCCUCAGUCAGCCCUUCAUCGUUGGGAAAUCUGCAGAGAGUGGCAUCUGACCCACAGUCCAAAAGUCAGGACUGCUACGCCAACCUGACCCUCAAGGCUCCGCGGCAGAAGGCCAAGUGCGGCUCUCCUCAGCCGCAGUUCUCCCGGGAGGCGUCUUUAGAGGAGCCGACGGAGUCCGAGAGAGAAGACAACGAGGAGAACCCAGACGCUGUCUCCACGGUGUCUGAUCUGUACGCUUCUGUGCAAACACAGCGAGCCAAAACCAUCGACUGUGCAGACGGCAUGGAGGAGUAUGCAAACCAUCUCUGAGGCGAGACCUGUAACCACACGACGGCGCUGUUGUCAUGGCAGAACACUUUGAAGGCCUUCUGUGUGUAGCACAUGGAAAAUGUGGUUGAUGUGAACCCAGCUGGGUUACAGACAGGUUUACAAACUACCUCCUAUGACUUUGCUUGAUAGGUAUGAAAAACGAAAGACUGUAAAACAUCCAAAAAUAUUCUAGCAGAAGCAGCAAGACCAUUUAUUUGAUCCGUAUGCUUAUGCUUAUACACAUUCAAUGUUUUUCAAGUGAGUUUGUUAAGAAAAUCUGUCAUUCAUAUAUAUGUAAAUAGUUUGUUUUUUAGGAUUAAAAAACUAUGAAAACGGGAAUAUUUUCAUUAAAUAUUCAUAAGUAUUUGUAAACAUCAAAAUAAAAAAUAUUGUUCGUAUUACCCAUGA
Molecule: messenger RNA, 1954 nt
Organism: Oryzias melastigma (Indian medaka)
Lineage: Eukaryota; Metazoa; Chordata; Actinopteri; Beloniformes; Adrianichthyidae
Exons: 6
Coding region: 932-1546 (204 amino acids)
Source: RefSeq, a predicted model, not a curated record